Molecule: messenger RNA, 5625 nt
Organism: Manduca sexta (tobacco hornworm)
Lineage: Eukaryota; Metazoa; Arthropoda; Insecta; Lepidoptera; Sphingidae
Gene: GABA-B-R2
Product: gamma-aminobutyric acid type B receptor subunit 2
Exons: 30
Coding region: 182-4243 (1353 amino acids)
Biological process (GO): gamma-aminobutyric acid signaling pathway; G protein-coupled receptor signaling pathway
Cellular component (GO): G protein-coupled receptor heterodimeric complex; membrane
Molecular function (GO): G protein-coupled GABA receptor activity
Source: RefSeq, a predicted model, not a curated record
GUGGAGAACUCUAUUAUUAAGAAUUUUUAGAGGUAUUUUUCACGUUGUCUUGUCAUCUAGGGAUUUUUAGAUAGUUUAACUAACUAACGGUGAAGAAGAAACUGCCUCAUCAAAAAAGUCCUUCGGUAUUUACUAUUUAGCUUAUGAUUUUCAGAAUAUUGAAAGUAACUAGCGAGAAAGUAUGUUUCAUUGUCCCGUAAACACUACUGUAGGUCGAGGCGUGAUGCCGAGCGUGAAGUUGGCGCUGGACCACGUGAACGAGCACGACUCCGUGCUCAGGAACUACCGGCUGCACAUGUGGUGGAACGAUACUGAAUGUAACGCAGCAGUGGGCGUGAAGUCAUUCUUUGACAUGAUGCACAGCGGGCCGCACAAGCUGAUGUUAUUCGGCGCCGCGUGCACGCACGUCACUGAUCCCAUCGCUAAGGCCUCCAAGCACUGGCAUCUCACGCAGCUAUCUUACGCCGAUACCCACCCGAUGUUUACGAAGGAAGCGUUCCCGAACUUCUUUCGCAUAGUGCCCUCGGAGAACGCGUUCAACAUACCGCGCAUCAGACUGCUGCAGCACUUCAACUGGACCAGGGUCGGGACUAUCUACCAGAACGAACCUAGAUAUGCUUUGGCUCACAACCGUCUCCUAGUAGAUCUAGACACGAACGGCUUCCUCAUAGAAGAAACACAGAGCUUUGCGACGGAAGUGAAGACGGCGCUCGCUAAGCUGAAGGAAAAGGACGUCAGGAUCAUCCUCGGUAACUUCAACGAGACUUGGGCGCUGAAGAUCUUCUGUGAAGCCUACAAACUAGAAAUGUAUGGGCGCGCGUACACGUGGCUUCUGCUAGGAACGUACAGCAACAAGUGGUGGAUGAGACGCGCGCCGUGCUCCAAGCGGAAUCUUACCACCGCGUUAGAUACCGCCAUCUUAACCGACCUUCUGCCGCUCUCCACUACCGGCGAGAUGACUGUCUCUGGCAUCACUGCCAAAGACUACCAAGUAGAAUACGAUAGGAGACGAGGCACGGAAUAUUCUAGAUUUCAUGGAUACACCUACGAUGGUAUAUGGGCAAUGGCGUUAGCAAUACAGACGGUGGCUCAGCGAGUCAAACUGAAAUACAAGGAGAAAACUGUGCAGGACUUCAGAUAUCGAGAUAAGGAAUGGGAGCAGCUGUUCUUGGACGCCCUCAGCAAUGUUACCUUUGAAGGAGUCACGGGUCCAGUCCGUUUCUACGAUAACGAGCGGAAAGCAUCGAUCCUGCUCAAGCAGUUUCAGGGAGACGAGGUGGGGGAGGUGAAGGUUGGGGAAUACUGCGCCGAGAGAGACCACCUAGACUUAGCCAGUGGAGACACUUUCAAGUGGAUCGGAAAGAACCCUCCGAAAGACCGCACGCUUCGCCUGAUUGAGCAUACCCAAGUGAACAUCACCAUCUACUCAGUUCUGGUCUCCUGCUCGGUUCUGGGAAUCCUGCUCGCCACCGGCUUCUUGGCCAUGAACAUUCAUUACAGAAACCAGAGAUACAUAAAGAUGUCAUCCCCUCACCUCAACAACCUGAUCAUCAUCGGCUGCAUGCUGACGUACCUCAGCGUGAUCUUCCUCGGCCUUGACUCCAGCCUCAGCAGCAUCGGUGCGUUUCCCGUCAUCUGUACCACUCGAGCCUGGCUGUUGAUGGCGGGUUUCAGCCUCGCGUUUGGAGCCAUGUUUUCCAAGACCUGGCGGGUCCAUUCCAUAUUCACUGAUGUGAAGCUGAAUAAGAAGGUAAUCAAAGACUACCAGCUGUUCAUGGUGGUGGGAGUUCUCCUAGCUAUUGACCUGGCCAUCAUGACCACCUGGCAAAUAUCAGACCCCUUCUACCGCGCUACAAAGCAAAUGGAUCCUUAUCCCCAUCCAUCGAGCGAGGACAUCGUCAUCGUGCAAGAGAAUGAGUACUGCCAGUCCGAAAGGAUGCCCAUCUUCAUCGGAAUCAUAUACGCAUACAAGGGCCUUCUGCUGGUAUUCGGUGCGUUCCUGGCGUGGGAGACGAGGCAUGUCUCCAUCCCGGCGCUGAACGACUCACAGCACAUCGGCCUGUCUGUCUACAACGUGCUCAUCAUGUGCAUUAUGGGCGCUGCUAUCACUCUGGUUCUGGCUGAUCACAAAGAUGCUUUGUUUGUCCUCAUCGGUAUCUUCAUUAUCUUCUGUACAACAGGAACGCUAUGUUUGGUCUUUGUGCCUAAGCUACUAGAACUACGUCGGAACGGUCAACCAGGUGCAGCAAGCGGUCGCAUCCGCGCCACUCUUCGACCCGCCUCGACGCAUGAGUGCCGUUCCCCGGGGCCGGAGCUGGAACGAAGGUUGAAGGAGCUGCGACAGUACAACAAUCGGUACCGAAGGACGCUGCAGGCUAAAGAGAAUGAGUUGCAGAUGUUGUUGAGUAAACUGGGUAGUGACGCCGGGUCAGAGUCCUCGACAAGAGACUCCCGCUCUCCAGCCACGCAGAGGACCAGACUUCCUGUACCUAAAGAGAACAUUAGUCAUCCAGAAACCAGUGACAUUACGUCAGUAUGCAGCCUAAGCGCGUCUGCCGGAGCUGAGGCGGAGUACAUCAACCUGCAAACCCAACAGCCCAUCGAUAAGCCAAAACCAUCAGCGCCACCAGAACCAAUUAAAGAACCACCUCCGAGGGAACCAAAGAAAGAGCAGACAAAGAAUGUCUCCUUCAAGAAUCACCUGGACUACACCAGUCCACCAUCGUCUAAGGCAGUUCCUGAGAAAGAUCAACUCGCGAAACUGCCGUAUGGUUGGACUUCGGAAGAGCCAUCAGAACCAACACCCAAGCCGAUAACGAAAGUCUCCGAGGUGGCGAAAGCUGAGGCAAAGACCAUACCAGCUUUGAAAAGCAGUGACACUCCUACUGCUAAAUCUGUGCCGGCCAAGGUCCAAGAGCCGAUGUAUACGAAGGCUGCGACACCGAAGGUUAACAAGACCCCGGAACUACAGAAGAAAGUGGUGAAGGUUCAGGACUCGUCGACAAAAACCACGCCGUCGCGGGAACACAAGCCGGUGCCGCGCGGGCACCGGCGCAUGUCCAGCGUGAGUCAGGCUGCGUUGCUCACCGACCUCAUGCACGUCUCCGUGGACCAGGACGACCUGGAACCGCCACCAGGGAUGGAGAGGAAGGUUAUAGGUCAAGAGAGAGAUCCGCCGAUACCUCCAAAACCAAAGCAGGAGCCUGAAGACAUACUGGAUGUGGACCACGACUACUCCUCUGUCGAGAGGCGGAAAUCUUGUCAGAGAAGAGAUUCCGAAAAGAGAAAGAAAGAGAACUUCAUAGUUGUGCAGAGCGAUUUGUGGGACACCACAACUUUCCAGUACACGUGUCAGAAGUCUCCACCUGGAUCCACGCGUCAAAGUGAUCACACAGCACCUGAUGCUCACCAUCACUCGCCGAUGCAGAGGAGUGUCUCGGAGAAGAGCAGGCAACAGCAGUCACCGCAUCAUCAUAGGGAAGUCGACAGCAGAAGCAUGGAAAGGAGAGCGUCUAAUGCUUCUAUCAAUAUUCCUGGAGCGGCAAGAGGCGGUACACCUGAAGGGUACAGAGAAGCCGAGACACUCAGGAUGACUGACAGAUUAGCCAAGCGCCGCGGUUCGGAGUUCCCGCAACCGGUAAGCACGCCCCCGCAACAGUCUCAGGUCAAGCGGAGACAGUCGGCUGCUCAAGUCAGAUCAUACCACGAUGAAAGAACAGAAAAACCAGAAUUAAAAUCCCGGAGACAUGAGGAACUGCCCAAAACGCCAGUUCAAGAGGCACCCCAAGAAACAGAGUCCUGGAAACCGGACCCCGACACGAUUAGGGUGUCGAAAGGCCAAGAGUCGCCUGCAAAGAGGCUGCGACAAGAAGCCGAGCCUCUGAAGAGGGCGAAGGCAAGUGACUCUCCAAGAUUGACGCAGGCGAGCCACCCACCACGACCCGAUCACCAUAAAAGUAGUCCUAAUGUAGCUUCAAGGCAUAAAUCCGGUUCACCAAACAAUAAGCGAGAAGAGCGCAAAUCAGCAGCGUACAGAAGCGACUCAAAACGCCAAGACUCAGUGGAACAGCGAAAGAUGUAUACCGCCAGCUCGGAGUCAGAACUCUUCGAAUGUGCGAUCUUACCCAUCUUCCACAAACUCCUGACCGAGAGACACAAGAGUCAACCUCACGGGCUAAACCUCAGUUAUGGUGUCAGCUGUCCCAAUAUAUCCAUCAAGUGCGAUAUAGUUGAAUAUUUGUAAAUUAUAAAGGCUGGUAACACUGGUUUUGUGAUAAGAAAAAAACAGGUAAAAAUACUGGUAUAGGCUGCCUAUAUUUCGUAAAACAUUUCUCUAUGUUAUCUUUAUUUCAUUUCAAUAGAACUAAAAAAUGUCCCUAAAGCAACUGUUAUAAUCAGUCAGCUUGUGUUUGCUUUAUUCGAAAGUCUACAUCCGUUAUGUUUUUUUUAAAUGUUUCAUGAAAAUAACAAAACAACUUAAAUAUUUCAUGUAAACUUAAAUAUUUCAUGUAAGUGUCUAGUCUACAAAAUAAGAACAAUGCUUUAUUUAAAGCUUUAAAACAAACCAAAGACUUAUUUUAAUUUUUAAUUUUAAUUUAGAAAUACUUUUACGAGUCUAAAUUUAUUUUACUGAUUUUAUAUUUUUAUUAUGAAGCACUGAUGUUAAGCUUUAAUUUUUAUUCGAAGCAAGUAAGUUUAUAUUGCAAACUUAGACAUUACUUUAUUAAAAUUUGAGAUUUAAUUGCAAAACAUUUAACUGUCCUAGAUGCAAGAUUAAAAUAAAUUUUGAAAGUCGAAUAUUACUAAUUUAGUAAGAAUCCCGAUCGCUAGCAACAUUUAACCAGAAGAAGAGGAUACUAUAUAAGUUUGUCCUCGUAUGAAGAGUAGAAAAAUACAAUACAUUUGAGGUAGAAUAAGAAUGUGCAACUUCAAAAGAAUAUAGUUAUUUUUAAAUGGCAAAUUAAUAAAUAUUAAAAUUAAAUUCAUAUAGAUAAUUGUAAUUAAAUUGUAAGUAAAAUUGUAGAAAAUGUACAAGUUCGUUGACGGGUCAAUUUCAUGUAUAAUGUAGUAGACAGAAAUAUAUUGACGCACAAGGCAACACUGUACAGUCAAGAAUAAAAUUUAGUGCACAUAAAAUAUAGGAUACUUAAUUACCUACAAAAAUAUUCUAGAUUUUGUCAUUCUUGUGUUAUAAGUUAGUAAAUACAUAACAAUAGGUAAUUCACCUACUAGGUAGUCAAAUUAUAUUGGAUUCUAUCAUAAAAAUACUUUGAAAAAUAUAAAAUUAUUGUAAUAUUUACUUAACUCUUCAAUUUUUUUCUACGUGUUUUGUAUGGUAAUACGUUCCUUAUUAAUUCUAACUUUUGGCGUAAAUCAUAAAAAUUAUAACAAUACCUUAUUAAAUAAAGCUUUAGAGUGAUACAAUAUAUGCUCUAGUUCUUUAAAUUAUUUUAAACCUCGACGUUAUAACCUCCUAUACGAAAAUCACGCACUGGAAUACGUAAAUGUUUUAUAUGUCUACGUAGUUUUUAACAUUAAUAACUGUAAGUAAUCUAAACUGUAACAAUGUCAAGCAGGAAUAUUGUAUAAAAAUGUAAAUUUCGUAUUUAGACUACAAUUGGGAAA